AUGGUGCAAACGCAUUGUGGCCUCCUUUUCUUCCUGGAUGACUGUACACUGGGAGCAGAAGAACACGGCCAUGCAGUCUCCACAGCAGGAACCUUCGAUACCAAAACGUUUCCUCAAUUCCGAUCGCCUUGCAGUCUGAACGGUCCAGUUGAGCCACCCGAGGCUAAGACAACCCCACAAGAGGCACUGAGGACAGAAGUCAGCGGACUUUUGAGAAUCCCAAAUAUUGAGUCGGAACCUACCUCGCCGUUGAAGAUGCUGAAGUUUCUCAGAGAUGGGUCCUUCAUUCUAGCCGAGGUCUUUCCAAACGUCACAUAG
This is a messenger RNA of Aspergillus chevalieri, 318 nucleotides long. RefSeq lists its product as uncharacterized. Bases 1 to 318 code for a protein of 105 amino acids. The transcript has a single exon. Lineage: Eukaryota; Fungi; Ascomycota; Eurotiomycetes; Eurotiales; Aspergillaceae. The record is from RefSeq and is a predicted model, not a curated record.